Messenger RNA from Lonchura striata (white-rumped munia), 3151 nucleotides. The record is from RefSeq and is a predicted model, not a curated record. Lineage: Eukaryota; Metazoa; Chordata; Aves; Passeriformes; Estrildidae.
AUGCUGCAGUCUUCCAUGGCUCAUCUGUACAAAUAUUUGCCACCCCUGAGAGAUAAACUAAUGGAAGAAACAGAAGAGCUAUGUCUGCAGAGGGAACAAAAAGAGGAACUGGAGCGUCUGAACCAGAUCCUGGAAGCAGAGAAGCAGCGUUUUGAAGAGGUGGUGCGGGAGCUGCGGCUGGAGCAGGAGGAGAUCAGACGGGAGCUGGAGCUCACAGCCCGCUCCCUUAAAGGAGUGGAGGAAGAGAAGAAAGAGUUGCGAAGCCUGACAGAGUCCUUACAGAACACCCUAGAGGAGCUCUCCCUGGAAAAACAACAAAUGCUGGAGAUGCUGGAAGAAAAUGAGAGCCAAGUCCCACCUCCAACCAGCCCCAGCAAGGAGCAAAGCCCCAUCUGGGGACUGCACUGCAGCCUGCGACAGAUUGAAGAGAAGAUGCAGCAACUUCUGCAGGAGAAACUCCUGGCAGAGAAAAGGAUGAAGGAGAAUGAGGAGCGGUCUCGAGCACUGGAGGAGGAGCGGGAGUUUUACUCUUCCCAGUCGCAAGCGCUGCAGAACUCGCUCUCGGAGCUGACUGCAGAGAAACAGCAGGCAGAGAGAGACCUCAAGGCUGAAGUGAAGGUACGCAUGGAUCUGGAGAAGAGACUGAGAGAGGCUGAAGAAGCAUUGCAGAGCUUGGAGCAAGGCUUAAAUUCUCUGAAUUUCAACAAGGAGAAAGAGAAGAAGAUGAAAGCAGAUGUCAGUAACUUGAGAAAGUUCUUUGAAGAGUGCAUCCGCAAUGCUGAGCUGGAGGCCAAGAUGCCUGUGAUCAUGAAGAACUCCGUGUACAUCCACAAGGCUGCCACCCGCCGCAUAAAGAGCUGCCGCUUCCGCUGCCGGAGAACCAGCACUUCCUGGAAUGACAUGAAACAGUCACAGUCCUUCAUCUUCUCACAUGCAGAAGCUGAAAACAUUGAAGAGCUGAAAGAAGCAGCCAAAAGACUGAGCCGGGACCAGCGCUUUAGGAAAACUAUCUAUCAAAUAAUGAGGUCACAAAAGGAUUCUGCUUCAGGGGACAAAAAGUGACUCUUCUUGGGAGGGGGCUUCUGAGCUCAACCUGCCAUUCAGCUCUGCAAAAGUUACAGCCUUGGGCACUAGGCUCAGAAGGGAGAUUGGCAUUUGGGUGGGGAAGGUGGGGGAGAGGUGUGUGUAGGCAAUCUCUUCAGUUAUUGGCUUUGCUUUAGUUUGAGUGCUCCCUGCAGCCUGGCAGACAUUGUCUGCUGAUCACUCCAGACCUGUUUGCUUCAGCUGCUUGCAUUAAGCCAUGUUUUGCCAAGAUGCCACAGUCAGUGUUAAAGUGAACCAGAGACCGUUGCUUAGGAAGUGCCUCUCUUUCUUUCCCUGUCUAGUCUGUCUGCCAAACACAAGUGCUUCUGAGGAAACCUUUAGCAGCCUAUGUUCCAGCUUGUGUAAUCUCCUCAGCUGAGCACAGCUCACCCUGUUCUGCCUGAUUCCCCCUAGGAGUUAGCUCACUGCACACCCUCAGUCAAUCAGCACUUCGGUGGGGCACUUUUCCUGAAGACUGCAGCAGUCCCAGCCUCCCAAGCAUAGCCAAAAGUAUCAAACACAGGGCCAAACUUUUUGUCUUGAUGCUACAUCAUUUCAAGCAAACAGCAACAACACAAGGCGAAGACAGCUGGAGGAUGCUGUGGAUUUGGGUCCAAGGAGGAUCAUGUACAGAGAAGAGCUUAUAGGUAAUUCAAAUGUCAUCAAUGCAAGCUGGAGGGAGAGUUCUGUUGUGUUGAUGGUGGACAGAACAUUCUGGGGCCACCUUUGCACAUUUUUUGCACUGGGACAUCUAGCUGUCAGAACUAGGGAAGAUGUUAGCUAUUGGCCAUCUGUUCCUCAGUGUGAAGAAGCCUUUGACUCAUUUUUGAUGGCUUCCUCAACACCUCUGUAAAACAAGUUGGAGGGCAGGAGGGUGAGGACUGUCCAUCAACAAAACCCACUGCCACUUCAGGUAAGCUGUAAGGGUUGUGGGAGAGGAGUACAGGAGAGGAGUCACUUUGUUGUGGAACCCCUGAACGCCUUGCAGCCUUCCCCAUCUAUUUUAGCAGUUGGUUAAUAAUUACCCAUGCUGUAGAAGCAGCACUGCCUGGUGCUUACAGAGCACAGGAUAAGCACGCUUGGAGUGUUGCCCUGUUUUCUCCUGCAUAUUAAUAGGGAAAUAAAUAAAUUGACAAUAUAAAGGUGAAUAAAGUAAGCAGCAGAAGUACAGUUAGGGGUUAGGGUAAAGUGCAGAUUUACUGUACCUUUCAUGGCAUCAGGACCCCUGGGUAUUAUGUAUGUCCAGUGACACACAGGUAUUUGCUUGUCAUUGUCCCAGUCAGACUGUGACAGGGUCCACUCACACCCUUUGGCAUCUGGCCACCUACAUAAUUCCCUACCAAUUUAGUGUUCUUCCUAGGGAUAAGUCAAGGAUGAGGCUAGAAAGCAAGCCUUGGCUUACCAGCCAGCGGAGAGGAGUUAAUGCUGGGUGGAGGAGCAUCCUGUGACAGUAUGGUGCUCCUGAAUGGAAUCACUCUAGUGUGACCAGAGGAAAAGCUUUGAAAGCACAGCCUGUACUUCCCAUGUUAGUCAGUUACUGGCUAGUAUCCUUCUGCCAGGCGUUGGGAGGUUUCAUCCAAUCAGAGGAUCCAGUUCUGAAGGAGGAUGUUUUUGUGAUAAUAGGUGAUAUGGUAGGAGAAGAUUGUUCCCAUUCUUCCUUAGCAUACUUGAUCUUUCUGUGGUUUAUCUGCUUGUGUUUACAUGCUAGAAAGUCACAAAUUAAUUCUUGCUCCUACAAGGCUGAAGGGCUCUGAUAAAGCAAUACAGAAAUGUUUUUUUUUCCUUUAUGCUGUUCCCAGAUAAUCUCUGGCUAUUUUCCAGUUACAAGAUCUAUAUAUAUUAGGUGAUGCUGCAAGGGACAGAAUACAGGAUAGCUAGGGAAUGCAUCUGUAAUUCAGGCAGUUAGGAAAACUGUGGCCUGUGAAUACAGCAUUUUUGUUCUAUUACCAUCAAAGCCACAAUAUGUGACUCUUCAGAAAUAUUGUAUGCAGGAGGUAGCUACAUCAGGUCUUCCUUUACUGUGCAUAUUGACAGCAAUAAGUAAAUAAAAUUUAUGCUGACACUAGAA